Molecule: messenger RNA, 1163 nt
Organism: Diospyros lotus (date-plum)
Lineage: Eukaryota; Viridiplantae; Streptophyta; Magnoliopsida; Ericales; Ebenaceae
Source: RefSeq, a predicted model, not a curated record
AUAAUAUAUAUAUAUAUAACUGAUAUAUAUCGCCACUGUACAGAGAGAAGCAGAGACGAUGACCGUAAAAGCAGCAACGGUAAUCGGCGGCGGCGGAGGAGCAGCAGUCCUCUGCUCGCAUCGACUCGGCGUCUGCAACCACCGUUAUCUCCUCUCCCUAAACCGCCCCUCUUCCGUCCCCGUGCCGGCGGCUUCUUCGUCUCUGAAGAUGCCUCUCUCGCCAAAACCUUGGUACCACCGCCGUCUAGGGCACGUCUUCGUCUCCAGAGCCGCCAAUUCCACCCAGCCUUCCCCCGCCGCCGCCGCCGCGGCGGACAAGACAACUGUCCCCGACGAUGAGUUUUCAUUAGCCAAGGUUUCUUUUGGUGUUAUUGGACUAGGAGUUGGAUUGUCACUUCUCUCGUACGGUUUUGGGGCAUACUUCAACAUUCUACCUGGAUCUGAAUGGUCUGCAAUAAUGCUAACAUAUGGUUUUCCUCUUGCCAUAAUUGGCAUGGCUCUGAAGUAUGCAGAGCUGAAACCAGUACCGUGUUUGACAUACCUAGAUGCCCAAACAUUGAGGGAGAAAUGUGCCACUCCAAUUCUUAAGCAGGUGAGAAGUGAUGUUACAAGAUACCGAUAUGGGGAUGAGCAACAUUUAGAUGAGGCCUUGAAACGAAUUUUUCAGUAUGGUCAGGGUGGUGGAAUUCCACGAAGGAGUGCGCCUGUUCUGCAAAUGAUUCGUGAAGAAGUCACUGAAGAUGGCAAAUACUGUUUAGUUUUGGUCUUUGAAGCAAAAGCCCUACAAUUGUCAGAUUUUGAACAAAGACAGGCAAAAUUUGCCUCAUUCUUUGGACCAGGGAUCACAGCUGAAGUUGGCAAGGGAGAAAAAGAUCUGUAUGAAGUCCGACUUAUUUCGGAUACAACUGUAUAGUAUACAUCUGGUCUGGCUCCCACAGGAAGCAGGAUCUGUGACAGUCGUGCCAUAUUUCAUGAAGAGAAAAACCCUAGUCAAUCCUUCUGUAAAGAAAAAAUAUAGGCAAAAUAAAUCAAGGAUCAAAGGCAAACACUACUUUGUCUUCACUAAUGUGAUUUUUCUCAUGCAGUUUGUUCUUUUAACAACUUUCAUAAUGUGCACAUCAGUAACAAUGUUUAGAUAAAAUGUUGUGGCCUUUUCCAAUCUA